AAUUGAAUGAUGUAGUUUUAGAAGUUGAAGGUAGGGCAAAACCAAAACGAAGGGGAGAGAGACAGAGAGAGAGAUGAACUGGGCAGUGGGCAGUGGGCACUGGUGGAGCUAUUGUGAUGAAGAGACGGAAAAUGCCUCGAGCCACCCAUUCACAUCAAGCUGCCGAAUCAAAAGGAAAAGCCCUCUGUAACAGAAUUGUAUAUACACACACAUAUCUCUCUCCCCGAAAAUUGAUCUUAAAGCAGGUUAAGUGCGUAUGAUAGAACAUGCAAGAGGUUCCUGCAAAUUCGGGCAAUUUUUGUCCAGAGACAUCAGCGUUAAAGUCCUCAAACAGCCAAACUCUUUUGUUCAUUGCAGUUUGGGGUUAGCACUUGGCUCUGCCUGUGUAUUCUUCAAUCCAACAACAGCAUCUAGCAUUAUAGUUGAGAACUCUGAACAUCUUUCGGUGUUCUUCCCAUGGCUGAGAAUAAUUAUGCUGGAGGGUCUCUCUCAGAGCCCACAAAUGAUGCUUUGUACAAGGAGCUAUGGCAUGCUUGUGCUGGACCCCUUGUUACUGUUCCUCGUGUGGGAGAACACGUUUACUACUUUCCGCAGGGCCAUAUGGAGCAGAUGUGGAUAUCUUGUGUGUAGCUUUCAUGAUGUUUUAGCAAUCAAGUGGGAGCUGGUGGCAUCAACCCAACAAGGAAUAGACCAACAGCUCCCUUCAUUCAACGUACCAGCAAAGAUCCUUUGCAAAGUAGUGAAUGUUAAACUUGAGGCUGAGCAAGAAACAGAUGAAGCAUUUGCCAAUUUAACUCUUCAACCUGAAGCAGAUCAAAGUGAGGUUACCAGACCUUACCCACCUCUUCCAGAACUUCCAAAGUACAAUGUGCACUCAUUUUGCAAGACGCUUACUGCUUCUGACACGAGCACUCAUGGUGGAUUUUCUGUUCUUCGGAGGCAUGCAGAUGAUUGCUUGCCACCAUUGAAUAUGUCCCAACAGCCACCGUGGCAGGAACUGGUUGCAACUGAUCUUCAUGGCACCAAAUGGCACUUCCGACACAUUUUUCGAGGGCAACCAAGGCGUCAUUUACUCACAACUGGCUGGAGUGUUUUUGUUAGCACCAAGAAACUGGUUGCUGGGGAUGCUUUUAUUUUUCUGAGGGGUGAAAAUGGGGAACUGCGAGUAGGAGUCAGGAGGCUGAUGAGACAACAAAACAACAUGCCAUCUCCUGUUAUGUCCUGUCAGAGCAUGCAUUUUGGGGUUCUUGCUUCUGCUUCUCAUUCUGUAUCCACUGGAACCAUUUUUUGUGUCUACUACAAACCAAGAACAAGUCCAUCUGAGUUUAUUGUAAGUGUCAAUAAGUAUCUUGAAGCCCAGAGGCAGAAGCUUAGUGUUGGAAUGAGGUUCAAAAUGAGGUUUGAGGGUGAGGAAGUUUCAGAAAAAAGGUUCAGUGGAACAAUUGUUGGUGUUCGAGAAAGCACAUCAUCCAGAUGGCCCAAUUCUGAAUGGAGAUGCUUGAAGGUUCAAUGGGAUGAACCUUCAUCAAUUAUGCGUCCAGAAAGAGUUUCGCCAUGGGAGAUAGAGCCACUUGUGGCUGCAAAUCCUCCUAGCUCCCAAUCUAUGCAGAGGAACAAGCGGACAAGACCGCCAAUUGUACCUUCGCCAACUGCAGAUCUUUCUGUGCUUGGCAUGUGGAAAACUCCAUUUGAGUCUUCUUCAGCUUUCUCGUAUGGUGAAUUGCAAAGUGCGCAGGAUCAGCAUCCUUCCCCCAAGUUCUCUGGUACAAAGGGUGGCUACAGCGAAAACAUUUCCCUGGCCCCUGUUUCAAAGAAAUCAUCGUAUUGGUCUGAACGAGUGGAUACCAUGACUGGUUCUUUUGUACCUGUUAUUAACAAGGAAUCUGGUGAAAAGGGACAUGGCUCCAGCAAUGGUUGUAGGCUCUUUGGGAUUGAUCUUAUAGACAAUUCUACUGUUGAAGAAAUGUCACCAUUGAUUGUUGUUCCAGGGGAAAUGGAGGACCACCCUGUUCCAUCUUUGGAUGCUGAAUCUGACAGGCAUUCUGAACCUUCCAACAUCGUAGUCUGCAAGCCAGAGAAAUCAUGCUUGCGAUCUCAGGAAUCACAAAGCAGACAAAUCCGGAGCUGUACUAAGGUACACAUGCAAGGAAUUGCUGUUGGAAGGGCGGUAGAUUUGACUCGUUUGACUAGUUACAAGGAUCUGCUCGGAAAAUUGGAGGAGAUGUUUGAAAUUGAAGGUGAACUCUGUGGGUCAACUAAGAAAUGGCAGGUCGUCUAUACGGAUAAUGAGGAUGACAUGAUGAUGGUCGGGGAUGAUCCAUGGCAUGAGUUCUGCAGAAUGGUGAGGAAGAUUUUCAUCUACACAAACGAGGAAGUGAAGAAGCUCUCACCAAAGGUUAAACUUCCAAUCAGUGAUGAGGCCAAACCAGGCAAGUCAGCCUCGGAUGUUGUUGCUGCCAACGAUGACCAGAUGUCAGAUGCAGGGCCGGGUAAUUGAUGUGUUGAUGCCCCUUGUUAUGUAUACCGUAUGAGAGAAGACAGGUUUGAAGUGAACCAAGUCGACAAUCAAUGUUGGUUAUGUGGGAGAAUUUGACGGUCAGUUGUUGGUUGUGUUGUUCGUGGGCAUGGCCUGGUGAUAUAAAAGAAAUGGCCAUGCCGGUAUGGCCAGUUAAGUUAUAUGCUGACAGAAAAGGACGAGCCAGGUAAAAGCUGCUCUUUUAUCCAAAUGGUAUGUGUUGGAGAGGGUUGCUUUAUCAGAUGAGGCUUUAAUUUGCAGAAAAAAAAAAAAAAAAAAAGAUGAGGCUUUAGUUCUCAAAUGUUAUUAUAGUGUUCUGUCAUAGGGAAAGACUCUCAUGCUGCGUGCUAGUUUGGACCUCUAGUUUGCUGCUCCAUCUAUUGUGUAGAAGAUGGAGAUAUAUGUCAUGUUUGCAUCUUGAGUUUUGCUUGUACCUUGAAGUUUUUAAUAUAUAUAUAUAUAUAGAUAUAUAGAUAGAUAUAGAUAUAGUCUAUCUCCUCCUCAUCUGUACAUAAAUAUAAUAUAUACAUAUAUAGCAUCUCCAUUUUCGUUUUCCAUCUA
Diospyros lotus (date-plum) is the source of this 3076-nucleotide messenger RNA. Its product is annotated as auxin response factor 1-like. Gene Ontology annotation, cellular component: nucleus. NCBI's taxonomy places the organism in Eukaryota, Viridiplantae, Streptophyta, Magnoliopsida, Ericales, Ebenaceae. Bases 257 to 2497 code for a protein of 746 amino acids. The transcript is spliced from 16 exons. Gene Ontology annotation, molecular function: DNA binding; protein binding. The record is from RefSeq and is a predicted model, not a curated record. Gene Ontology annotation, biological process: response to hormone; regulation of DNA-templated transcription.